Messenger RNA from Ictalurus furcatus (blue catfish), 4054 nucleotides. RefSeq names its product phospholipase D1a (gene pld1a). Gene Ontology annotation, molecular function: phosphatidylinositol binding; D-type glycerophospholipase activity. The record is from RefSeq and is a predicted model, not a curated record. Lineage: Eukaryota; Metazoa; Chordata; Actinopteri; Siluriformes; Ictaluridae. Gene Ontology annotation, biological process: intracellular signal transduction; cell motility; regulation of microvillus assembly.
UAAAACUGCCCAGAAAGCCCCGCCCCCUAACAGAGUCAUUCGGCCUGUGUGAGAUCACCGGUGUUUAGCCUGUCUCCAAUCUCUCCGUUUUAAAUACGUGAGUGUCAGUGUGUUUCAUCUGGAUUACGUAAACGGCAGAAUGAAGAAGAGUUAUGUGCACGCGCAGGUCACGCUCCUGAACUGACUCACACGAGCGAAAUGAUGACGGAUAGAAGAGAAACACUCAGGAAGAGAGAAGAAAAAGAAACGGAACAGAAUGUUUAAAGGACACACACACUGAGCUGAGAUCUGAGAGAAAUGGGCGACGUCGUGGAGAGUUUGGACCCUCGGGACCUCGACUUUGGUGUCGAGGAAGUUGAAGAUGUGGAUUUUGAUCCUGGCCAGUGCCACAUCCCGUUUUCGUCCGUGUACAGGACCGUGGGGUUUAAGGAAACUGGAGCUCAAGUGUUUCUUGCCACUGAGCCAAUUACAGCCCGAGUUCUGGAAGUGGAGCGAUUCACCAGGGCCAUGGACCGAUUUAACCCAUCCAGCAGGAGUGCGUCCAAGGCCAUGCCAGCCGUGUUCCAUAUCGAGCUGAAACACGGAAACUUCACCUGGGUUGUAAAGAGGAAGGAAAAACACUUCAUCGAGUUACACAGAGAGUUACUACGCUACAAAACCUUCAUAAGGAUUCCUUUACCCACACGCAGUCACACUGUUCGCAGGAAGAGUGUUGAUAAGAGCGAGGUGCGGCAGAUGCCCAUUUUACCUCGUGGGGGGAGAGAGGAAAUCAGCCGGGACGAGCAGGUGUCCAGCAGAAGAAAACAGCUGGAGGAUUACCUGAACAAACUGCUGUGCAUGGCCACCUACCGCAAAUACCACGCUACAAUGGAGUUUAUUGAUGUGAGUCAGAUGUCAUUCAUUCAUGACUUGGGCCCGAAAGGCUUAGAGGGGAUGGUCUAUAAAAGGUCAGGAGGUCACCGCAUUCCUGGCUUGAACUGUUGUGGGCACAGUCAGAUCUGUUACCGCUGGUCCAAGAGAUGGCUGGUGAUGAAGGACUCGUUCCUCAUGUACCUGAAACCCGACACCGGCGCCGUGUCCUUCGUCCUCCUGGUGGAUAAAGAGUUCAGUGUUAAGAUGGACUUCAAACACACCGAGACCAAACACGGCGUGAGGAUCGACAACCUGUCCAGGUCUCUGGUGUUAAAGUGUAGCAGUUACAGACACGCCCGAUGGUGGGGGCAGUCCAUUGAGGAGUUUGUACGGAAACACGGCCGGGCGUUUCUCAGGACGCACCGCUUACUCUUCGCCAAAGAACAGGAAAACAUCCCCGCCAAAUGGUAUGUAAACGGUAAGACUUACAUGGAGGACGUAGCUGAUGCCCUGGAAGAAGCAAAAGAGGAGAUCUUUAUCACAGACUGGUGGCUGAGUCCGGAGAUCUUCCUGAAGAGGCCAGUGGUGGAAGGGAACCGCUGGAGGCUCGACUGCAUCCUCAAGCGCAAAGCGCAACAAGGUGUGCGUAUCUUUGUGAUGUUGUAUAAGGAGGUUGAACUCGCUCUCGGCAUCAACAGUGAAUACAGCAAGAGAACACUGAUGAACCUUCACCCCAACAUCAAGGUAAUGAGGCAUCCUGACCACGUUUCCUCCUCUGUCUAUCUCUGGGCUCAUCAUGAGAAACUUGUCGUGAUCGACCAAUCAGUGGCCUUCGUCGGGGGAAUCGAUUUAGCGUACGGUCGCUGGGACGACCGCGAACACCGACUCACCGACGCUGGGAGUGUGACUCGCUCCACCGCUCCGGAUCAGGUGGACGGUUCGCUGCUUUCCUCCGUUAACAGCUCCAGAUCGCUCGAUUUAACCAAACUUCCCAAACUGAGGGGCGUCGGCCGAACGAGGAAGUCCCGCUUCAGCCUGGUCAGGCGCCUUCACAAACACGGCCUGACGCACACCGCCAGCGACAGCAGCGUGGACAGCGAGGAGCGAGCCUCCGUGCACAGCCUGCAGACGGGUGUAGGUGAGCUGAUGGGGAACACUCGGUUCUGGCACGGGAAAGAUUACUGCAACUUCGUCUAUAAAGACUGGGUUCAGCUGGAGAAACCCUUCGACGAUUUCAUCGACCGCUACACGACUCCCAGAAUGCCCUGGCACGACAUCGCCUCGGCGGUUCACGGGAAAGCGGCAAGAGACGUCGCUCGCCAUUUUAUACAACGCUGGAACUUUACCAAGAUCAUGAAGCCAAAGUACCGCUCUCUCUCCUACCCCUUUUUAUUGCCCAAAUCUCACAGCACGGCUAAUGACCUGACGCACCAGGUGCCCAACUGUGUGAACACCAGAGUGCAGGUGUUGAGGUCAGCAGCUGAUUGGUCAGCGGGUAUAAAAUACCACGAGGAGUCGAUACACAGCGCCUACAUCCAGGUCAUCGCAAAGAGCAAACACUUCAUCUAUAUCGAGAAUCAGUUCUUCAUCAGCUGCGCCGAUAACAAACAGGUUUACAAUAAGAUCGGAGACGCCAUCAUUGAGAGGAUCAUCAGAGCUCACAAAGAGAAUAAGAAGUUCCGUGUGUAUGUGGUCACUCCUCUGCUGCCAGGGUUUGAGGGUGAUAUCUCCACCGGAGGGGGCAGCGCACUUCAGGCUGUCAUGCACUUUAACUACAGGACCAUGAACAGAGGAGAAUAUUCUAUCAUCUCUCAGCUGAAGAAAGAGAUGAAUAAUCAGUGGAUGAGCUACAUCUCGUUCGGGGGGUUGAGGACGCACGCUGAGUUGGAGGGGCGUCUCGUCACGGAGCUGAUUUACGUCCACAGUAAGCUGCUGAUCGCAGACGACUCCACAGUCAUCAUCGGUUCUGCGAACAUUAAUGACCGCAGCAUGUUGGGGAAGAGGGACAGCGAGGUGGCCGUGAUCGUGGAGGACAUGGAGAAGGUGCCGUCGGUGAUGGACGGACAGGAGUACCAGGCGGGAAAAUUCGCCCUGCAGCUGCGGCUCGAGUGUUUCAAGACGAUUCUCGGCGCCUUCUCCGAUCCCUCCAUCGACGUGAGCGAUCCAGUCAGCGACCGCUUCUAUAAAGAGGUCUGGAUGACGACGGCGAGCCGAAACGCCUCCAUCUAUGAGAAGGUGUUUCGUUGUCUUCCCUCCAGUUUGGUGAGGAAUCUCCAGGAGCUUAUGAGCUUCCAAACCAAACCCGGUUUGGAUAAAGAAGACCCGGCUAAAGCUCAGGAGAUGCUGAAGAAGAUCCGAGGCUUCCUGGUUCAGUUUCCUCUCGACUUCCUGAGCGAGCAGAACCUCAUGCCUUCUGUCGGCACCAAAGAAGCCAUGGUGCCUACUGAAAUUUGGACCUGAUGACUCCGACACGCAGGAAGAUGAAGUGACUAAUCAGGACAUGUUUCAAACAGUUCUUCAAAAAGUGCCUUGAUGAACAUCUGCGCUUUAUUUUAUAACACAAAUGGCCAGUCGCAGUGUGUUCGGGUUCAGUGUUUACAGGAGGGACUGAAAGUCUGAGUGUAGAGAACAGCAAAUCUUUAAUUUCCUUGUAGGAGCAGGUCGCUUGGGUACGCGGCGUUUUUAACCGAAAAUGAACUGCAGCACCAUCACGUUCGGGUUCUUCAGGGUUUAUCGCUUUACCUGAGGAGCCAGAACUAGUAGAAACUAGACUGAGGUUCAGCCAGUAACACAGCUCGCUCGUUAUCUAACUGAGGCUAACUAGUGAGUUAGUCAUGUAAGCUAGAUAUAAAAGAUACGGUAGCAUGUUCAUUUUAAUCACAGAAGGACUUGUGCACGUUAGCUACGUUUCUAGACGACUUCCAUGGAGUUUUGUUCUGGUAAACAGAGCCAUGAGAGAAGGACACGUCUUACAGUUUAAUUUCAGUUCAUAAGAACUUGAAUGCACUCACACUUUUAUACCUGACCUGCAAAAUGGUGUCUCAUUAUUUUUCCUUUCUUCUAUAAAUCCUGUUUGUAUGGUUUUUUUUCCGUUUCCCUGUAAAUUUUUAUUAUCUGUAGCGUUUUUGCACACUUUUAUUUCUUUGAUUUGUUUUUGUUUGUCUGUGUAAACUAACAAAUCAAUUAAACAUUAUUAUAAUAA